Molecule: messenger RNA, 1794 nt
Organism: Apus apus (common swift)
Lineage: Eukaryota; Metazoa; Chordata; Aves; Apodiformes; Apodidae
Gene: NUDT9
Product: nudix hydrolase 9
Exons: 8
Coding region: 5-1369 (454 amino acids)
Cellular component (GO): mitochondrion
Molecular function (GO): ADP-ribose diphosphatase activity
Source: RefSeq, a predicted model, not a curated record
GUCUAUGGGCUGGCGGCGCUCGCGAUUGGUGGCUUGUCGGCCAAUAAGAGGCGAGUUUGUGGAGAGGGUGAGGGCGGUUGCGGGGCAGAGUAGGGCGACUGUGGGGGCGGUCUGCUCGGUACCGGGUCGGUCCGGUCCGUACCGGGUCGGCUCCUCUGGGCGCGGGGGCUGCAGCUCGGGCCGCUCCAAGGCCUCGCCCAGCCGGUCCAGCGUCCCAGGCUGGGCCUCGGCCCGGCCGCGCGGAGGGCCUGGCGCGGCCGCCGCUCCCGCCGCGCUGAGGCCGCUGCCGUCGAUGCUGCCCGGGGCCGCGUCCGCCGCCGCCGCGUCCGGCUUCGCGCGGGCUGUGGCCGUGCUCUCCGUGGCCGCCGUGCUGUCCCCGCAGCCUGCCCGCUGCGUUCUGCAGCGCCGCCCGCUCCUCAGUCACUUGCCUGCAAACUGUUGGUCCUCCCUUCAUCCUGUUACCAUGUCUAAUGGUUACAAUGUGAAGUUCUGCCACAGGAAGGCUCUGACCUGCCCAUAUCCAGGAUCUCGUGUGGAGCGUAGCCCAGUUCCUGAAGACAAAGUAGGUUGGCUGGUGGAGUGGAAAGAUUAUCAUCCUGUGGAGUACACUGCAGUGUCUGUUUUGGCUGGACCCAGUUGGGCAGAUCCCCAAAUCAAUGAUCAAGGUUUUUCUCCCAAGUUCAAUGAGAGGGAUGGACAAGUGGAGAGGAAGAGUCUGAGUGGCUUGUAUGUGGUGGAAAAUGGGAGGCCCCGAAACCCGGUGGGCAGGACUGGCCUCACAGGCAGAGGAUUAUUAGGGCGCUGGGGACCAAACCAUGCUGCUGAUCCUGUUGUAACUAGGUGGAAGAGGGAUGGAAGUGGCAAGAAAGUUGCUCAUCCAGUUACUGGGAAGAACAUCUUGCAGUUUGUUGCUAUCAAGAGGAAAGACUGUGGAGAGUGGGCUAUUCCAGGGGGGAUGGUGGACCCAGGGGAGAAGAUUAGUGCUACCCUGAAGCGAGAAUUUGGGGAGGAAGCCUUGAACUCCUUGCAGAAAUCACCUGAGGAGAAAGCAGAAUUGGAGAAGCAACUCCACAAGCUGUUCAGCCAGGAACAUUUUGUGGUGUACAGAGGGUAUGUGGAUGACCCUCGUAACACUGAUAAUGCCUGGAUGGAGACAGAGGCUGUGAAUUAUCAUGACGAAACUGGUGAGACAAUGGAUAAUUUGCCUCUGGAAGCAGGUGAUGAUGCUGGAAAGGUGAAGUGGGUUGACAUCAGUGAGAAGCUCAAGCUGUAUGCAAGUCAUAGCUACUUCAUUAAGCUUGUGGCUGAGAAACGAGGAGCCCACUGGAGUGAGGAUCCUGGUCCUGAGUGCCAUGAGGGAUGUAAAUAAGGAAUCAACAGACACCAAGGAGAGACUGAAGUUUUCCAGCUUUGGAACAGAUAACCUUGUCCUUUUCAGUGGAAAUGGAGUGAAAUUCCUGUGAAAUUCAGGAGGCAAAACCACUUUGGCUUUUGCAGAGACUUCAAAUGGCUUCUUUUGAUUUCUUGUGUGAAAUGAGAUGCAUGUGGAGCUGUUACCUUAUUUUCCCUUUCUUGUCUUAAUUAUUUGCAGCCAUUUCAUAACAUCUGCAGAAUUGUGUGACCACACUGGGAUUCUGACUGAUUGCAGUUCAGUAUUUACUUCAGCUCUGACUUUUUGCUCUGAUUUCUUGCCAGGAGUGUGAAUCCUUAAGGGAUGUGAGACUUGUAGGAUGAUGACUUAAAUUAAGUGCUACAUAAUAAAGCAACUUUUCUUUUUGGAGUUGUUUCACUUAA